Fusarium coffeatum is the source of this 1164-nucleotide messenger RNA. RefSeq lists its product as uncharacterized. The record is from RefSeq and is a predicted model, not a curated record. The coding region runs from base 1 to 1164 and encodes 387 amino acids. The transcript has 3 exons. Lineage: Eukaryota; Fungi; Ascomycota; Sordariomycetes; Hypocreales; Nectriaceae.
AUGGUCGCUUUCAAAUCCCUCAUCGUGCUCCUUGCACUAGGCGUUAAGGCUCUCGCUGGUCCUGUGAAACCCGAGUCGCUAUUAUGCACCACGUUCCUCAGCACCAAGACCGUUAAGACUGUCCCUACAGCCACCACCAGUGUAGUCGAGAACAAAACCAUUAUUAAGAAGAUUUUUCGCCGGGUUAACGUCAUCGUCGUGCCCAGACCUGUAACGACUACUGCCCGUACAACUAAGACGGACACAAUCACCUUCACCGACGACAGUGAAAUUGCUACUGUAACGAUCACAUCUGACUUUUCUUUGGCCGACAAGUCCACCAAGACCAACUAUAGAACCUCUUGGGUAACUAGAAGCUCUAUGACUUCGACUACCACCACCAAAUCUUUUACGUCCACUGUAACUACUACACCUGUGGCCUUCACGGCUAUCCUGGAUAAUACCAAGUAUGUCGCGAGGCGGGACCUACCUCUUGGAAGUGUUACGGCCGAUUAUGUUUCCCCUGUCCUUCCUGUUUCUCCUCUAGAUGGGCAGCUCCCGCAGAGUGUUCGAUGCGUCAAGGCUGUCCCCAAGUACACCACCAAGGUCGUCACUACUCAGGUCCAAGGUCCACGACGCACUCUCAAGGCUGUUACCAAAACUUCGACUUUGACAUCUUCAACGAGUGUGGUUUCUACAUUCUAUCCGGAAGCUACUUCUACUUCUUACACCACUGAGUAUCAUGAAGUUGUCACAACGGAUGUUGAUGUCACGUCCACUACCGUCGUAAGCGAGACAGUGACUGUUGAAAGCUGGAUCCCGCAAGCGACCUUUUACAAUAUCUGUUCUAGCAGAAACAUGAUGCGGAGUGCCAAUGGAGGGUCUGUUAUCACAUACACAGAUGCCGGUGGAGUGAACUUUGCAGAGUUUGGAAAAGGAUUCACGGAGGUCUCUUGCUGCAAUGCAUGCGCGGCUGAUCCCUAUCGUAGGGGAACAACGUACCGCGCAUCCGAUACGAACUGCUUCGCGUAUAUCAGUCGCGACAAGUCAGUGUGUGGCACGUCUCGCAAUCUGCUCGCAAGAUACAUCACGCUAAGACCUUCUACCGAUAAGUCGGUAUACUCCAACGGUCCUUGCGGAUAUUGGGAAAAUGGUGGAGAGUAUGCGAGACCCCAAGCGGCAUGA